Messenger RNA from Daldinia caldariorum, 714 nucleotides. RefSeq lists its product as uncharacterized. NCBI's taxonomy places the organism in Eukaryota, Fungi, Ascomycota, Sordariomycetes, Xylariales, Hypoxylaceae. The record is from RefSeq and is a predicted model, not a curated record. The coding region runs from base 1 to 714 and encodes 237 amino acids. Gene Ontology annotation, molecular function: protein binding. The transcript is spliced from 4 exons.
AUGACGUCCGAAUCCGCGGAGAGGUUCUACCACCUCUACCAUCAGUGGCCACGUGCGAUACUGGCACGCAUGGUCACGCCAUAUUUCGAUUUGGAUCAACACAUAGCUAUACUCACCGGCCCAGAGAGUAUCCCGGACGUAACCAUCUCGAUGGAGGAAAGGAAAUGGGCCGUCCAUAGCAGCGUAAUUGCAAGCGAGAGCAAUUUCUUUCGAGCGGCAUUAAGAUAUCCAUUUGUGGAGAGCCAAACUGGAGUCAUCUGGCUCUACGAACUCGACCCCGAGCUAGUUGACUUCGCCAUUCACUAUAUGUACAACACGGAUUUUGACAACGCAGCGAGACGCGUCUGGAACCACCCGGGCUCGGCCGUGCCGCCGCAGACGACGGCGGACAUCCUGGUCGUCGCGGACUACCUGGACAUGCCGGGGCUGAUGUACCGCGCGUACCACACGCUGGUGACGGGGAUGGCGCGGCUGGCGGCGCGAAAGUCGCAGGUGGGGCCGGCGUACGCGGGCGAGUCGUGCCCCAUCGACUACCUCGGCGCCGCGGGAAUCCUCGAGGACAGCGCCACCAUGGUCGGGCUCGACCUCGGCGAGCAUAUCAGGACCCUGGCGGCCAAGCUGAGCAAGGCGAGGAGCUUUGCCAAGGCCAGGGACGCGUUUAAGGAGGUCUUCCCUGACGAGAAAGCUAUUUUCGACGCGGAGCUUGCGCGUUAG